AGUGAUUGACUGCCAAUCGAAAUAUGAAGCAUUCAUUGCUGAUACUUAUUUCUGUUCUAGCCGUUUCUUCAGUCGAAGCGUUCCGCCAACAUGCUCCCCCGCGUCCACAAUUCCGAGAUAUUUCCGAUUCUUCUGAUGAAUCUUCGAUAAGCUCCGAAGCAGACUCAUUUGAAGAUAACGUUGUUCAAAACAAGAACACUAAUCAACAAAGAAGAAUCGAUCCAGAUAUGAUGAUUCAAGCAAAACGGAAGUUCAACGAAGCUCCGCUGGACGUUUUUGGAAAGAAGAAAAAUACAUUCUUUGACCGUCCAUCAUCUGAAGAAUUGGAAGCUUAUGAUGAUAAGGUUAGACAACAGAAAAUGAACAGAUUUGUUGAAGACGAUGAACCAAUCAUGAUCCAAGGACCAGUUGAUCCAGAAUUCGCAAGAGGCCCAAAACCAAAGACAAUGAAACCCAAAAUGGAUGAUGCUGAAGAGAAAGUUUUCCUGACUGCUCUUGGACAAAUAUAUUUGGAUAAACUCGACGAGGAACAACGCACAAAUGAGAGAUAUCCAGGACCACUUGGACCAAUCGGACCAAUGGGACCACCACCUCCAUUGGAUUAUGAUUACUUGUUUGUUCCAGUCGAGGCUCCUAGCAAAAUGGAGUCUAAUAAUAAUGGAAACAACAAUGUUCACGUAAAUGUCAAUCAUGUUCAGGUCAACUCAAAUGUUCUUCACGUCCCUGAAAAGGACAAGAAGAAUAUUGAAAAACACGAGGACAUGCCACCAAUAAUUCCAUCUUAUCAUGACUCAGAACCAUCUUCUACAUCCCAAUUCCUUUAUUUCAACUUCAAUACAUUCGACAUUCUUGUCCUUUCUGUUCUGAUUGCUGCUUUCGUUUUCGCCACCAAGAAAGCAUAUACCAAAUGCUUUCCAAAAAAAACCGUAGCUCCGCAAUUGCCAACAACUCUUCCACCAACUUACACUCCUUCUUCUAUUGUCGUUGAGACAGUCUCCAAGAAGACACCACAGUAGUUGUAUUACUGGAAACUUUUUCAAAUCUUUUUAUUUUUAUAUACAGUAACUAAAACUUUGGUAUAAAAUGUUUGAUUAUC
Caenorhabditis elegans is the source of this 1096-nucleotide messenger RNA. RefSeq lists its product as uncharacterized. Lineage: Eukaryota; Metazoa; Nematoda; Chromadorea; Rhabditida; Rhabditidae. The record is from RefSeq and is marked reviewed. The transcript is spliced from 3 exons. Bases 24 to 1016 code for a protein of 330 amino acids.